AACCUUUUAGAAGUAAAGUUAGAACCAGAAGAAUAUCCAGAGGAUGGCCUGGACCAUGAGGACGACACAGACCAACCUCCUCCACCACCUCCUGAGGUCAGCUUUAUGGAACAGCCUCCUGACAUUGUUGUAAGGACAUCAGGUGGUGCCACAUCUUCCUUGGGUUUGCCCUCAGUCUUCCUGCCUCAGCAAACCACAAGUGAUAAGAGCCAUCAGAGAAGAAAUUCCCACGAAAAGACUUCCUCAGCCAGCCUACAACCAGAGUUCCCACAGGAUCCAUCUUGCCAAAAUCUGCCAUAUCCUUGCCCAUUCUGUGAAAAGGCAUAUACGUCUUGGGGUUUCCGAAGGCGUCACAUCAAAGGUUAUCACACAUCCUCUCCAGAAUUGCCCUGCAAGUGGUGCUACACAAUAUUAUCAUCUCAUCAAGAAUGGGAGGAGCAUGUCACAAGAAGACACAACCUUGCAUCAGGGGAUGCGCGCAAUGGCCUCUUAAUCCUAGAGGAGGCACACAUGGUUCUCCAGAUUGCACAACCAACAAGAAUUGAUUCCUUGAUGGAGCUUAUUAAGAAUAAGAAGGACAAAGAUGGGGAUGAUUCCAAAGGAAAAGAUGGCGAGUCAAAGGAUGCAGUUCAAAGUCAAAAUCAGAGAGAUAAAGGUGAGGGAAGCAAGUGAGGAAAGAAAUCUGCAUUAUAAUUUCUCAUUCAGGGAUGACAAAAGAAGAGACAAAAAUACUUCCAGAUAGAGUUCUACCAUGAGUGUUAUGUAAUAUGAUGUGAAUGUUUGUUUAAUGCGGGUGACUGUGCAUAGGGUGAUAACUGGUAUUUUUCAAGUGUGAUAAAAGGAUGUCAGUGUGCCUUCUGGCAAGAGAAGUUUCAAGGGUACAUUUCAUUGCCAUACAGACAUGUGAUAUUAUACCUUGAGGAUGCAUCUUCUUGGAUGUAAAAUGUAGGAGUGGGUUUCAGAAGAAUUAUUCAUUUGUUUAUAACAAAUUUUAAACUCUUGAGGAAGUGCAUAUGAAUAUAACCAGUAUGUAAAGCAUGUAUAUUAUAUUUAGUCAGUCAGGUCUUUCUUUACAAUUUUAUGAAGAGAACUAGAUUCAUAACAAAAAAUUAUUUUUGUAAUUUGUUCCUUUAAUUUAUUCAGUUUCUGAAAAUAAUUAGUGAAAUGUAGUAAGUUCACACACAGCCUCUUCAUAUGCAUUAUCUUAUUCCCAGUGUCAUUAAGGUAACCUAUAAGAAAAGAGAAGUAUAUUUGUAGAGAACACUAAUCACUAUUUUUCAUGUAACAAUUCCAAGCUGAGAUCAGAUGUCGUCUCAUUGUAGAAAACUUUUAUCUCCCUGGAAAUGUACAUCUGUUUUCCUGCUCUUUUUAUAGUCAACUAGUGUACAGUGCUUCUGUAUGUGUAAUGUGGAUUUAAUGUCCAUCAGAGGAUACAUUCCAGGGGUACCACUGACUUGUGCCUGGAGGAAUACUACCCUCAAGAGGUUAUCUGAGUUCUGUACCCACAUUACAUAACUAAUAUUUGAAUGGUAAUGCACAAAAUAAUAAUAAUAUAAUUAUUACUGUAUUUAUUCUGGAAUGAGUAUAGGGUCUCUUGUUUGAAAUUAUUUUAACUUUUGCCAGUACCUAACGGAAAAUGUAUUUUUAUACUGAGUUAGUGGCAAAUCAAUAUUUUUUUGUUCAAUAUAACAUAAAAUAUGAA
Molecule: messenger RNA, 1702 nt
Organism: Penaeus vannamei (Pacific white shrimp)
Lineage: Eukaryota; Metazoa; Arthropoda; Malacostraca; Decapoda; Penaeidae
Source: RefSeq, a predicted model, not a curated record